CAGCUGUUAUAAUACAAAGUGUAUAUUUUGUUAAUUUAUUACAUGUUCUGUAAUUUUUUUGCCUUUAUUUAACGUAUUAACCGUUGUUAAUAAAUUGUUAUUGAAAAACAGGUAAGUCAAUUACAUUAAAAUUGCUUAACAUAACCAAAGAAAAAUAUUUUUAUAUUUUUGAGAGACAAUAUUGAUAAUAUGGACAAUAUAAACAAUUUGGAAAACCAACCCUUUGUCCUAAAAAACAAAUCUGGCCAAUAUAUUGGACGAGGUCAAAGAACAAUACUUUUUAAUAUAAUAAAAAAACAUAUCGAUGAAGGAAAAUCAAAAAGUGCCAGUGUAAUAUUAACAUCUGAAGAAACUGGUAUUUCAAAAAGUACCAUUUGGUCCACCAUCAAACAAAUGGAACAUGACGGAAAGGCUCCAUCCCCAUUAAAGAAAAGAAAGCGGGCAAGUCAAUAUGACAAAUUGAGUGAGGAACAAAAGAAGCGCCUAAGAAAAGUUGUUCAUAACUUAUAAAUAAUGAAAUACCAAAUUGAAGUAAAAUUUAUCAAUCCGUAAAGGAUGAUGAAAACUUACCACCAAUUUCUCUGACAAAUUUAUGGAGAGUUUUAAAAAAACUUGGCUUCAAGUAUGA
Messenger RNA from Brassicogethes aeneus, 628 nucleotides. Lineage: Eukaryota; Metazoa; Arthropoda; Insecta; Coleoptera; Nitidulidae. The record is from the annotation of a GenBank genome assembly.